Phragmites australis (common reed) is the source of this 1958-nucleotide messenger RNA. RefSeq lists its product as uncharacterized. Bases 326 to 1762 code for a protein of 478 amino acids. The transcript has 4 exons. NCBI's taxonomy places the organism in Eukaryota, Viridiplantae, Streptophyta, Magnoliopsida, Poales, Poaceae. The record is from RefSeq and is a predicted model, not a curated record.
GUGCUCUUCUGGUAGUCUAAUGGUGGCUGGAAGGACAUGCCAACCGUUGGAUUAAGCAGGGUACGGCUAGGAUGAGCCUCAGCUCAUGAAUUUCAACAGUCACAGAUAGCAAGGAAACUGCCGGGUCGGUAGGUAGUGCGGGGCCCACCUGCAGGCUGCAGAUUGAACCUUCCCCUCAACGGCUAGCUCCACCCUCCAACCGUUGUGCCAAAACCAAACAAAUCCCGAGCUCUUUCUAGCCAAAUCACACUCACACUCCUCUUCUCUCUCUGACGCUACCCUCAGCUCUCCAGCCAAGAAGCCGCAGGCAGCGAGCUCUGCGGCGAUGGGGUACACGUACACGCCGACCUACUACUCGGGCCUGCAGGACACCAUCGCGUCGCUGUGCAAGUCCUUCCUGCCCUUCCCCUUCCGGGGCGGCCGCCGCCUCACCGCCGAUCAGGCCGCCGCGCGCCGCCACGCCGAGCAGCUCAAGUGGCAGCAGGAGUCCUUCCACCGCAUCCUCCACCUCUCCGGGCUCCACCGCGAGGGCAUCGUCCCGGCCUCCGACGUCGCCGCCUUCCGCGCCUCCAUGCUCGCCACGCUCGUCGCGCCGCCGGCGCACCCCGACCAGCCCGCUGUCCUCCGCGACAAGCUCCUCUUUCUCCAGGAGCUCCUCUACUCCAAGUGCAUUUCCGCGGCGGAGUACAACUCCUCCAAGGCGCCCCUCGUGCAGCGCCUCGCUGCGCUCGGCGUCGUGGUCGAGUGCCCUGACGCGGAGGGCUCGGCUGAGGAGUGGUCGGAGAUCGACCUCCGGGACCCGCCUCCUCCCGAUGCAGCGGCCGGAGACAAGCCAAAGCACAAGGCCUUCAUCACGCCGUGGAAGAGCAGAUCCAAGAAGGAGCAGGACGCGAACAGCAACGCAUCAAGGCCGCCGCUAGCGCAAGUGGACCAAAACCACCCCAAGAACGCUUCAGUCCUCAUGGCCGAGAGCUCGCUAUCGGAGGCGGUGUCCUCCGGGAAGCCCGAGAAGGGGAAGAGGAGGCACCUGGCGGCCAUGUUCCACAGCAGCGGCAAUGGCAGCGAGAACAAGGAACCCGCGGGGGAGGAAGGGGCUGAUGACAAGGAGACGGUGAAAGGCAAGAAGAAGAGUUCUUGGGGGUUCGAUGGGCUCAAGAAGUGGAAGAAGACAGCUGGUGGCGGCAAUGAGGAGGUGCCUGAGCACACCCCGGCUGCGCCGCCACGGUCUUCGCACAGCGAGUGCCGGCUUGAGGCGAGCCCCAUGGCUGCCUCCGGCCCGGACGCGAAGAGGGCCAAGAAGAAGCUGCAUCCGGCCACGGGUGAUGACUCUGCUUCCGAGUUGUUGCAUGACAAGGUUCUGGUGGAGAACACAAAGAAAGAGCUUUCAAGGAUUCGGGCUAAGCUAUCAUCUACAAAUCGGAAUCUGAACUUCUCGGAUCAGCACAUCGAGGCCAUCUCAACAAAGCUUCCGGUGGACAAGGCAUGGUGUGAACAGCAUGGAGACGGCGUGGUCACCGCCGCGAAGAAAGGGUUCAAGGAACACGUCGAAGAGAUGGAGAAGCAGAGGGACAUCGCCGGCGGCGAGGGCUGGGCUACUUUUGAAGACAUCAACUUUGACGAGAACUUCAAUCCCAGGGCCUCCUCUAGAUAUCAGUCAGAUUCAGUGGUGAAGGGGAAGAAAGUCAAUGAAAGCCUCACUAGCAGUUUCACGAACCCCUUCUAUGACGAGAAGAACCCGUUCUUGAGCACAAUCUACAACUGAUACAAUCAUACAAGUGAAUGCUGUUCGAAUCUUUAACCUUAAGGUUGUAUCAAUUCGUUUAUAUUCUGGUUACUGCUGUAUUGUACUUAAGGUUCAAUUGUUAUAUUGGACCAGGGUUGCGGUUUAUGGUGUAAGAAGUUGUAAUGGGAGCUUGUAGUUCCCUUGAUUAAAAUCAUUUACCCUUACCCCUUAAAAA